Messenger RNA from Microplitis mediator, 3716 nucleotides. RefSeq lists its product as uncharacterized. The record is from RefSeq and is a predicted model, not a curated record. The transcript is spliced from 10 exons. NCBI's taxonomy places the organism in Eukaryota, Metazoa, Arthropoda, Insecta, Hymenoptera, Braconidae. Bases 85 to 2694 code for a protein of 869 amino acids.
GUCACAUCCCCUCGCCUAUAACCCUCGCCUAUAAAGUGGUUUCGAGAGCCGCGCGCCCGCCUCAGAUACACUCCACCCUUGAGCAUGUCCGGGCAUUGCCUCUUCAUCAUGACGAGAUUACUCUUAUUAUUUCUGGUGGCACUGCCACUAUGUGCAGCUCAGUUUAGAAUUCAAGGACCAAGCGAUGGUAAUCGAAAAGCUCAAGGUUUAACGUACGAUAGACAAAAGGGUAUUAGUUAUGAUGAUCAAAAAGAAUCAUUAGGUACAGGAGAUUUUUCAAUUCAAGGUGCCAGUGAUGGAACCACAAAUUUUAAUAUCCAAGGUGCAUCAGACGGAAAUUCCGAUUUCCAAAUCCAUGGCGCAUCAGACGGCAGGGCUGAAUACUAUGGACCAACGACCGGAAACGCAAAUUUCCAAAUUCAAGGAGCUACGGACGGAAAUGCAAACUUCCAGAUUCAAGGUGCUACGGAUGGAAACGCUAAUUUCCAGAUCCAGGGAGCUACGGAUGGAAAUGCUAAUUUUCAAAUUCAAGGAGCUACUGACGGACACAGUCAGAGCUCUGUCCAAGGUCCUUAUGAUGGUAAUCAAGGAGGACAGCGCGCUUUACAAUACAAAGAUGCUAACAGUGGAGCAAACGUCAAUUGGAAAUCAUAUCAUCAUUCAGCAAGAGCACAUGCUGUUCCAAGUCCUCAACAGUAUGAACCAGCACCAGCUCCAAUUCCUAGACGUAGGAAACAAAAACAACAGUAUCAACAACAAGCAGAAGCUCCUGUAGCUCCUGUAGCUCCUGUAGCUCCUGCUCAAAGACAAUACCCAAAUUACAAAGUAUUCGAUAAAGCGCCACCGCAAAUUCAGCAAAUACUUCAAUUCCAACAGCAAAUUCCCUACAUGAACAUUAUUCCCGAACAGUUUAGAUAUGAAUUCAAUAGUGCAUUAGCAUACCAAAAUCAGCCACAGGCUCAGCGACAAGCUCAACCUGAACCAGCACCAGUACAAGCUGCAGCUGAGCCAGCACCUGAAGCUCAUCAGCCUGUAGAACAACGGCCUCGUUCUCCGUACCGCGGAAGACCACGUGGGCCAGCGAGACAGAAACGUCAAGCUGGACAGCCUCGUCAUAGCCGUCAGCAAUCAAGACACCACCAACAACAACAACAACAGCAACAACGACAACAACAACAGCCUCAACAACAACCACAACCAAAACUACAAACGAAUGUUCCAUCUCGUAUCCAAGAGCUGCUUAACUUCCAGCAGCAAAUUCCUUACGUCAAUCAUAUUCCCGAACAAUGGAGGUAUGAAGCUUUAUUGGCUCAAGAAAAGAAUUUGCCUCAACCAAAAUUCCAACGUCAACCUGAACCAGAACCAGUUCGUCACAGCCAACGUGUAAGACAAAAGCGUCAAACUCAUACGCAAGCUCAACCUCAUUACAGCACAAAUCUUCCGGCCCAUUUACAAGAAUUGUUGAAAUUCCAAGCACAGACUCCUUAUGUCAACGGUAUUCCUGAGCAUCUUAGGUACGAAAGACUAGCAGCUCAACAAGGAUCCCAACACAGACAAAAACGUCAAACUCAUGCGCAAGCUCAACCUCAUUACAGUACCAAUUUACCGGCUCAUUUACAAGCACUGUUGAAAUUCCAAGCACAGACCCCUUAUGUCAACGGUAUUCCCGAACAUCUUAGGUAUGAGCGAUUAGCAGCCCAACAAGGAUCUCAACACAGACAAAAACGUCAAACUCACGCUCAAGCUCAACCUCACUACAGUACCAAUUUACCAGCUCAUUUACAAGAAUUGUUGAAGUUCCAAGCACAGACCCCUUAUGUCAACGGUAUUCCUGAGCAUCUUAGAUACGAGAGAUUAGCGGCUCAACAAGGAAGUCAACAUCGCCAAAAACGUCAAGCUCAACAUCAGCAGCCUCAACAACAACAACAACAACAGCCUGAUUUAUCUCAAUACAAAAGAAUAUCUCAACCCGCAGCCGAACCUCAACCGCACUACAGUACUAAUCUCCCGGCUCAUAUUCAACAAUUACUAAAAUUUCAAUCCCAAACUCCAUACACCAGUGGCAUUCCAGAAAAAUUCAGUGCCGACAAAAUAAUUGGUAAUCACAGACAAAAGCGUCAAGCACCGCAGCAACCGCAACAAGAAGUUGAUUUGUCCCAGUACAGCAGGAUAGCUCAACCACAAGUAGAAACAGCUCCCCAAUAUUCAACUAAUCUUCCAAAUUCGAUAAAAGAGCUCUUGCAAUUUCAAUCACAAGUUCCUUACAAUAUAAUUGCCAACAGUAUAAGUUAUAAAUUAGACAAACCUUACGUCCCUCAACAAGUUGCACCCGCCCCAAUAACACCUUAUCAACAUCAACCAGAGCCCCAACAGCUUCAACCUCAACCUCAACCCCAAUCUCAAUAUAUUCAACCUCAACCCCAACCUCAAUCUCAAUAUAUUCAACCUCAGUAUCAACAACCACAACCAUAUCAACAGCCUGAGCCUCAGCCUCAACCUCAACCUCUUCCGACGCACCCUCAAUUUCAACAACUCAAUCAUCAACUCAAUCAACAAUUGAAACAACAAUCUCAACUUAUCCGCCCGCAGUAUCAUCCCAAUGCGGUUUCUACUUACAAUCAACAACCCCAGCAGUAUCCACAUUUUGCGCAGUCACAAAGCGGCAUUCGCCCCGUUACCGAAAAUCAGUAUUGAGUGAUUUAUUAAAUACAAGAUACACAGUUACAAAUUUUGUGUAUUUGUGUUAAAAAAUUACUUGCUUAAAUUUCUCGUGUUGAUUUUCAACACAGAAAGCUGUUAAUUCAACACAAACCGUUUGUGUUAUUUUACUUUAACUGAUUUUUUAUAUUAAAUGAUUAGAAAAUCUGUACUGUAACAAAUUUCUUGUGGUAUUCAAAAAUUAACACAAAAUUUGUGUUGUUUAGCUAAACACUCUUGCGCGUUUCUUCAUUACUAUAACCGAGCAAAGCAUUGCAGCAGCAUUGUCUGCAAGGAAACUUAGAUUAUAAUUGAUUUACAAUUAAAUAUCAUCAUAGAUAACUUUCAUAUUUUUUUAUGAUCAGGUUCAAUGAUUUUUUUAUUUAUAUUUUACGGGAGGAUAAUUCAUAGCUCCGUUUUUUAGAAAUCACAGAAAAUCGAACUAAUUGUUUGCUAAAUUGACAUAAGUUGUACUAGGGGUAGAUCAGUAUACUUGAGUUGGUUAGAUUGUGUGCUUAUAUUUAUUAGAUAAUUUUAACACGAAAAGUCUGUUAAAUUUACACAAAUUUUCUGUCAAAAUAACAGAUUUUGUGUUCAAUUAUUUAACAUAAAAUUUGUGUUAAAGAUCAACACAAACGCAAUGUGUUGAAUUAACACUAAAAUUUGUGUAGACCGUUUGCAACACGAUUUGUGUUUAAUUUAACACAAAAUUUCUAACUGUGUACUGUUAUCAUUAAAAAGAAAAAAAUAAUAAAUUUGUAUUUAUUUAUAUAAUAGUAAUUAUUAAUUAUUAAUCAUGAUCUAUCGGUAUGUUAUUGAUAUUAUUGAUGAUAAAAUAAUAAUAUUUUUUUGUCUACGUCAGUACAUAACGUAAUCUUUUGCAGUUGUGGUGAACAAACUGGUUCAUUCACGCAAUGUGAUAGUUGAUAGUUUAAAUACUUUAAAAAUGUGUAUGUAUAUUUUUAAGACUUUUAUACUUUUAUAUCUAUUAAAAAAUAAACAUGUUUUGUAUAAGUAAA